Elephantulus edwardii (Cape elephant shrew) is the source of this 2202-nucleotide messenger RNA. It is a transcript of the gene STON1, whose product is annotated as stonin 1. The record is from RefSeq and is a predicted model, not a curated record. Lineage: Eukaryota; Metazoa; Chordata; Mammalia; Macroscelidea; Macroscelididae. The coding region runs from base 1 to 2202 and encodes 733 amino acids. Gene Ontology annotation, biological process: clathrin-dependent endocytosis; regulation of endocytosis; synaptic vesicle endocytosis. Gene Ontology annotation, cellular component: synaptic vesicle; AP-2 adaptor complex. Gene Ontology annotation, molecular function: clathrin-cargo adaptor activity. The transcript has 3 exons.
AUGUGCUCCACAAACCCAGGCAACUGGGUGACGUUUGAUGAUGACGCCACUCUCCAGCCUUCUCCAAAUGCCAAGAGCUUCCCCCUGGAGAGCCAAGGCGUCUGCAGACGUAAAGGACUCAAGCUCAACCUUCCCGGCCUCAGGGAAUUUUCCAGCAGCUCUUCCUCCACCAGCAAUACCCCUCUGCCCUCACCCAUCAUAGACUUUUACUUCAGCCCUGGACCUCCGAGCAACUCCCCUCUUUCCACGCCCAUCAAAGACUUUCCAGGUUUCCCUGGACUCCCCAAGCCCGGGGCGCACGUGCUGUAUCCUCAUCCAGAGUCGUCUUCAAGCAGUCCCGUGACCACACCAGGAGCAGAGGCCUCCUCACCUGCUAAGCCAGCCUGCUUCCCCCACCCUUCCUCGCCCGGUGAUCACGCCUGUGCGCGUCCAGCUCCCACAGUUCUUCUUCCGGAUGACAGUAGCCCUCAGCGGCCUACGAGCCUUCCGUUCCAAAGCCCCGCUCCCCAGUUUCAGUAUUUCCAGGAUGACUGUGCCUUUUCAAGUCCCUUCUGGAAGGAUGGAGGGGGUGCUUCCCACUCAACCCUUGAUUCUUCAGGAAGCAGAAAGACUCUCUCAUCGAGAGACAAGGAGAUGCCCGUUGACCAGAAAAGCCUUAAUCAGUGCUCCCUUAGCUACAUCUGCGAGAAGCUAGAACACCUCCAGUCAGCAGAGCAGCAGGACGCCCUGGGACAGGUGUCAAUGCGGUGUCUCGAUCCCAAAGACAGCGGCCCUUCCUUUGUGCCCCAGACGCUCUUCAGAAGCCAACCCAAAGCUGGAUGGUCCCUCCUGCUGAGGAUCCCCGAGAAGAAGAACAUGAUGUCGUCCCGCCAGUGGGGCCCCAUCUUUCUGAAGGUCUUACCUGGGGGAAUCUUGCAGAUGUAUUACGAGCAGGGCCUGGAGAAACCUUUUAAAGAGUUUCAGCUGGAUCCACAUUGCAGGCUCUCCGAACCCAAAGUGGAAAACUUCAGCGUGGCCGGGAAAAUCCAUACUGUCAAGAUCGAGCACGUGUCCUACACGGAGAAGAAGAAGUACCAUUCCAAGACGGAGGGCCUUCACGAACCAGACGCCGAGCAGAUGCUCAAGUUGGGGUCCACCGACUACCACGAAUUCCUCAGCUUCCUGACGACCGUGGAGGAGGCGUUGAUACACCUGCCGGCCGCCGCCAAGCCCAAGAGGAACUACGAGGAGCAGGAAAUCUCCCUGGAAAUUCUUGACACCUUCUGGGGUCAAGUCACCAAAGAGGGCAGGUUGGUGGCCAGUGCGGUGAUCACACAGGUCUCCUGCCUCUGCUUUGUGAACGGGGGCGCCGAGUGCUUCUUAACCUUGAAUGACCUUGAGCUUCAGAAGCGAGACGACCGCUAUUUUGAGAAGGACCCGGAUAAGAAGGGGAUCGACAUCCUCGACUACCAUUUCCACAAGUGUGUGAAGGCUCAAGAGUUUGAGCAGUCGAGGGUCAUCAAGUUCGCACCUCUGGACGCCUGCCGCUUCGAGCUGAUGCGGUUUAAGACCCUGUACCACGGAGAAGACCUUCCCUUUUCUGUGAAGUCUGUGGUCGUUGUCCAGGGAGCUUACGUGGAGCUUCAGUCCUUUGUCAACAUGGCCCCCACGGCUCAGAAAGCAUGCCAGGCUGGCUCCUUGAGGUCGUGUGACAACAUCGCAAUCCACUUCCCUGUCCCCUCGCAGUGGAUCAAGGCCCUCUGGACCAUGAACCUCCAGAGGCAGAAGUCUCUGAAAGCCAAGAUGAACCGCCGGGCGUGCCUGGGGAGCCUGCAGGAACCCGAGUCGGAACCCGUCAUCCAGGUCACCGUAGGGACCGCCAAGUAUGACAGUGCCUACCAGGCUGUGGUGUGGAAGAUAGAGCGGCUUCCUGAUAAAAAUUCAAGUUCAGAUCAUCCCCAUUGUCUGUCAUACAAGCUAGAGCUGGGAUCAGACCAAGAAAUUCCCUCUGAUUGGUACCCUUUUGCUACCGUCCAGUUUGCUACGCUUGACACCUGUGCCUCACGGACAGAGGUCAAGUCUUUGGGCGUGGAGAGUGAUGUCCAGCCUCAGAAGCAUAUCCACCAGCGAGCUUGCUACAAUAUCCAGGUUGAAAUAGAAAAGAAAUGGAUUAAGAUCGAUGGCGAAGACCCGGAGAAAGCCGGUGACUGCAGGACUCAGUGA